Meleagris gallopavo (turkey) is the source of this 3379-nucleotide messenger RNA. RefSeq names its product E3 ubiquitin-protein ligase PHF7-like. Lineage: Eukaryota; Metazoa; Chordata; Aves; Galliformes; Phasianidae. Gene Ontology annotation, cellular component: nucleus. The record is from RefSeq and is a predicted model, not a curated record.
GCCCUGCAUCUGCUCCAAGCCAUGAGACAGGCCCUGCGCCAGCUGCCGACUUCGUGACAGCCCAUGUAGUUCAACCAGCGAACCCAACUGUGCCAGUAUCCGUAGCCCUUACUAAAAAGACCAAAAUUAGGCUGUGAAAAUCAGCUCCCUUAGUAAGAAAGGAAAUACGUUCUAACAGGGGGAUAGAAGAAGAGGAUGAGAAUGAAGCCGGGCCAUGACAAGAACAGCAGGAGGAAGAGGCAGAACUCAUAAAGGAGACGAGAACCAUUCGACUCCUGAGCACGAGUGAGCUGAGAGAUAUGUGAAAAGACUUCAGCUGUCAUGCAGGGGAGCACUCUGACACUGGGAGAACGGGGCCACAAGCCUGGACUUAGUGGGCAGCAAAGGCAGGCAUCUGGGAUCCCUUUCACGGGAAGGGGGCAUUGACAAAGCCCUUGGAAAUGAGACACGAGCCCUCAUCUUAUGGAGGUGACUCUCGGUAAGGGCCGAGAGGGAAAGGAGUCCCUUCAAAGAAGAUCUGGUAUGUUACGCAGGCAAGCGGUCCACCGUGGGGAGAGGUGUGCCUGAGGGAACCAGCUCUUCUGGAGGUGAUGCGUAAUAUUGAAAAAAGAGGGGAGAUACAGAUUGGCUGUUGGCAGGCAAUUGUUGACUCUGAGGGUGGGGACGCACUGGAACAGAUUGCCCAGGGCUGCCGCCAUCUUGCUUGGCAGCCUGGGACUCAUUCCGCCCCGGAGGUGGGCGUCACAGUGAUGUCACAGUGGGGACCCGUGAUGUCACAGUGGCGGCGGGGAGCAGCCAUUGUGACCCGCGGAGCUGGGGGCAGAGCAAAGGCUGCCGGGCUCAGAGCGUGCGUCAGUGCAGCCUGGUGAGGUGCAGAGAGAGCAGGGACUCUCCAAGUGCUCACCGUCGAUGCGCAACAUGUCCGAUAGAAAGCGGAAGGCCCCCGACUCCGGGGAGCGAGUGUGCAUGCUGUGUCGCCGGGCGGAUGUCGACCCGAACAUCUGCGGCCGCACCUUUGCCGAGAGUGACCUUUGCGUGCAUGAGUUCUGCUUGCUUUUUGCCAACAUAUUCUUUGAAGAAAGCGACCCCUGGGAGGAAACUCUGGGCCUCCCCAUUGGUACCAUCAGGUGCAGAAUCAAGCAGGCGGACCAGAAGCAAUGCUUUGUCUGUGGCGAGAGAGGAGCCGCCAUCAGCUGUGCAGAGAGAGGCUGUGCACGCAGCUUCCACCUGCCCUGCGCCGUGGAUGGCGAAUGUGUCACCCAGUUCUUUGGGCAGCACAGGUCCUUCUGCUGCGAGCACCGCCCGCGACAGGCAGCGGAGGCAGCUCCAUCCCAAGGCACCGACUGCGUCAUCUGCCUGGAGCCCCUGGAGGACAGCACGUCCUACCAGACCCUGAGGUGCCCAGCGUGCAAGCACACCUGGUUCCACCGCCGCUGCAUCCAGGGGCAGGCCAUGAACGCCGGCACCAUGUGCUUCCAGUGCCCCAUCUGUCAAGACACGGAGCAAUUCCGUGCAGAAAUGUCCACUCUGGGGAUCCAAAUCCCAGUGAGGAGACCAUCUUGGUGGGAUGACAACACCUACCCAUCGCUUCUACAGAGGCACGGGCGCUGCGACGUCAGCAAGUGCCUUUACCCAGGAGGCAGGGAGCAGGAAGAGGUGGAUGGGCCCUGGCAGCUGCUCCUCUGCAGCUCCUGUGCUGCAGAAGGGACCCACCGACGAUGCUCCUACCUGAGCAACAGAGUUAACAGCUGGGAGUGUGACAGCUGUGCUGGCAUGGGCACCGCCUCCAGCAGCAACACGGAGCGCGCCGGACCCAGCACCAACAUGGAGCGCGCCGGCCCCAGUACUUCCAGCCAAGGGGCUCUGGAGCCUCCCCGUGGCUCCCAGGGACCGGAGAACAUCAGCUCCGGCCCCAGCAGCCAGGCAGCAUCGGGCCCCUCACAUAGAUCCCAGCUGCCUGAGAACAGCCACCUGCCCAGUGAGCCCAGGACACGGCAGAGGGCAAUUCGCCCAUGCCUCUCUGAGGAUCAGGAGGCAUCUCUGCGGCGCCGAGGACACCGCGGGAGCGGCCGUACAACAGCCCCGCGCACCAACAGCAGCUCCCGCAGGUCCACCCAACAGAGGGCAUCGCGGCCCUCCAGCGAUUCCCCGGUGGCUGCACCCAGAAGGAGUCCCAGGCACCAGGGGACGGGCCGGGCACGAAGCCGCUCCCCGCUUCAAGAUCGGGCCUCACGUUCCCAGAGCCGGCCCAGAAGAAGCCGUGGCAGCAGACAAACGCCACGCCAAGCUGCACAGAGCAGCACGCUCUGCUCAGCCACCCCAGUGACAUCGAGGCCCUCGAGGGGUUCCCCGCUGCCGGGACACAGAAGACCCUCCAGGCAGCAAGGGAGGGCCCGCACAUGAAGCCCUUCCGCAGCGGGAUGUCAGGCUGCGACUUCCCACACAGACCCGAGCACGCCGCGGCAGCCGGUCCAGACAGCGGCGGCCAGCCUGGGCACAAAGCUGCUCCCAGGUCCAUCUGCAGAACCACAAUCCCCACAGCCAGACCGUCGGUCUGCACAGGAGCAGCCGGGUGCCAAUGACACCUGCUCAACUUGGUCAACAUCAGCCAAGACAACAAAUCCCACGCUCAUUUACAUCAGCUUGCUCAACUUGGUCAACAUCAGCCAAGACAAUAAAUCCCACACUCAUCCACAUCAGCUGCAUUCUUCUCGUCUUUUCCUGGGGUGGGCAGAGUUCAGACCUCGACUGCAGGGUUGUCUUCUCCCCAGCAGAAUGGCUUAGGUUGGAGGGGCCCUUAAAUAUCGUCCAGUUCUAAUCCCCUUGCCGUGAGCAUGUUCGUGCACCACCAGAUCAGGGUGCCCAGGAUCCCAUCCAACCUGGCCUCAAAUGACUCCAGCAAUGGGGCAUCCAGAACCCCUCAGGGCGGAACCUCGCUCUUCCAAUGCCUCGCCACUCACUGACCAAACAGUUUCUUUCUAACACCUCAUCUCUCUCUAUCCUCUUUUAGUUUAAUGCCAUUCCCCCUUGUCCUAUCACUAUCAGACCGCAUGAAAAACUCAGUCCUCCUCCAGCUUGGCAGGAGCCUUAAAAGUACCAGAAGGCUGCAACGAGGUCUCCCCAAAGCCUUCUGUUUUGAAAGCUAAAUGAACCCAAUUCCCUCAACCUGCCUUCUUAGGUGAGGUGCUCCAGUCCUUGUCUCAUCUUCGUGGCCCUCCUCUGGACCCCCUCCCACCGCUCCACAUCCCUCCUGUGCUUGGCACCCCAGGCUUGGGCGCAGUACUCCAGAUGGGGCCUCGCAAGGGCACAGUAGAGAGGGACAAUCACCGCCCUGCCCUGCUGGACACCUUUCUCAGGCCUUCCGGGCUGCAGGCACGCA